AUGUUUAAGAAAGUUCAAAAUUGCUUCAAAUCUCUAAGAAUGAGUAAUUAGAUCAUUCUAAUUAACUUUUGCAUCAUAACUUUUACUGUGUUAGUCAUCCUUGCUACAUAUUAAGUUCAAUAGGCAAUCUUUUUCACUUUUAUUAAAAAAUUUUCUCAAACUUUAUCAUAGAAACAAGAAAAUCAUUUAGUUUAAGUUAUUUCUGAACAUAUUAGAUAAUAUAUCUAGCAUAAAAAUUAACAAAGUAUUUGAAUAAUAUAGAUAGCAUUAUCCAACUUACAACAUUCUAAUGAUUUCUUUUAAUAUAUUACUGAGUCGAAAAAUAAAUUUAGAAUAGUUAAAAGCCAGUUUUAAGAAUGCAUAGAGUAGAAUGAGGUGAAUAGUCAUAAAGUGAUUUAUAAUUCAGAUAUCAUAUGUUAAGGAUUUCAGAUUGUAAAUUCUGAAAAUAAAGGAUAAUAUUUUAAUGAUACUCUAACUUUACUUAGUCCAUUUACAUAAUUAUUUAUUGCUAAUGAAGACUCUAAAAUAUCAUAUUUUGAUAUUCCUGAAACUUAAUUUUUUGGAGCUUUUCCUUAUUCUUUUAAAUUUAAGAAUUAUAAUUUAUAGACUCGACCUUGGUAAAAAUAAAAAUAAUUUAAAGGUUUGUAAAUCAUAUGAGUUAAUCCAAAAUUUACCCAAAUUCUAGUUAUUUUUAUUCACCAAUAUUAUUAUCUGCUCGUAAUAACUUACCUUAUUCUGCAUUGACAUAUUCACUGGUAAGAAAUAACUCAAUUUUUGGAAUUGCAGUAUAAAUACUACCUAUAUCAGAUAAAAAUAUAUAAAACAUACCCUUAAAUAUUUUAUUAGUACAUUAAAAUGGGGAUGUAAUUUUAAGCACAAUGGAUUCAUUUGAUUAAAUAACUGGCUUAGUUAAAAUUAGUAAUACUUCCUACACUGGUUUUAACGAAACUGAUUGGGAAACUAUUUAAUACAAUACAAACAAUAAAUAAAAUCAUGAUAGUACAUUUUAUUUAAUGAAUAAAAUUUAUCAAAGAUCUGUAUUUGUAUAUACAUAUUAAUUCUUAAAGGAAAAUUUAACAAUGAUAGUGUAAUUAAUUGAUAUAAUUUUUUAAGUUUUAAGAAUGUUACAUAUGAAUAGGAAAUCUCGGAUGAAAUUGAUCUCUUGAUAGAUAAUUUAGAAACAGAGUUGAUUCAAUAAAUAUAAAUCUAAAUUGGAUGCUGUAUUUUUCUAUUACUUAUUACUGCUAAUUUAAUUAAGUGUAUUUCAGCACCCUUAUUAGAAUUAAUUUAACUUAUUAAUGAGCAUGUCAUUAAAAUGGGUAAUAAUUUAAACUCAGAAAUAUUUAAAAUGGCUCUUAAGACUAAAACAAAAAAUAAUGCUGAUUUGUUUUCUAAUUUGGCAUGUUAAUUUAUGGGAUUAAAAGAUUUAUAAUCCAAAAGUUCUUAAAGAAAAAGCAAUCUUUGUUAAUAAAUGGAGUCAAUUUAAUAUAAUUAUAAGUUUUAAGAAACUGAUACAACCAAAAUUUAGGAAUUUUUCCAAUAACUUCCUUAAAAUGAAUAAAAACCUCAUAGUUUAGCUUUUUUUCAUUUUGAUUCUUAAAAAUUAUUAACUCUCAAAUAAUUUAAUUUAAAAUCACAUAAACUUUAUUAAAAUGAAAAACUUACUAUAAACGAAGACAUAGUUAAAAGUGAAUAAGUUGGCAAAAGAUUACUUUUAAUUAAUCAUUUGCUCCAAAAAAUAUAUAAAUAAAACAAGCCAAAUUGA
Paramecium sonneborni is the source of this 1765-nucleotide messenger RNA. The record is from the annotation of a GenBank genome assembly. NCBI's taxonomy places the organism in Eukaryota, Ciliophora, Oligohymenophorea, Peniculida, Parameciidae.